This is a messenger RNA of Ochlerotatus camptorhynchus, 1832 nucleotides long. RefSeq lists its product as uncharacterized. The record is from RefSeq and is a predicted model, not a curated record. NCBI's taxonomy places the organism in Eukaryota, Metazoa, Arthropoda, Insecta, Diptera, Culicidae. The transcript has 7 exons. Gene Ontology annotation, biological process: proteolysis. Gene Ontology annotation, molecular function: serine-type endopeptidase activity. Bases 58 to 1818 code for a protein of 586 amino acids.
GCAAUCAAAUUGCCGGUGUGAUUUUGUAUUUUGACUUAAUUCGAAUUCAACGCUAGAAUGUGUCGUUUUACGAUAUUUUGUCUGGCUCUGGUUGCAGCGGUAUUUCCCGCCUCAUGCGAGAGUGGCUUUGCGGGAACGCUGCUGGAUUAUCGAAAUUUUUUCAUCUCAUACGAACAGAAGGGACUCGAAACUUGUCCGUUUACCUAUUUCCGAGAAGCAUGUACCGAUAAUGCUCAUGUGGUUGUUAUCGAGACACCUAGAAACAAUGAGAGCAAUCAACCGUCCAUCUGCCUUGGGACAUUGAUUUCCGAGCAGUUCGUGCUAACAACGACCAGCUGCGUAGCUUCAACUCCUCCAGCCGAUCUGAAACUGCAUGCCAACGAUGCUCACGAGAAUAUGUUUGUCGCAUCCGUUUAUCAUCAUCCAGAUUACAAACUGACUGCUACUGCGACAGAACAUGGGGAUCAUUUGGCAAUAUUAAAACUGAACUCCACAGUCAGAUUCAACAAAAAGCUGGCAGCUGCAUGUUACUGGACUUCCGAUUCGUUGGACAUGUAUGCAAAGGUUCAAGAGAUAAGUUAUGACUCCAUCAUGAAAAAGCCGGUUCAAAAUACUACAAUCUGCUCGGGAGAGCACAAAAACGAAUGCCUCAAAUCAGCACAACAGCUGUGGUGUCAAAGGAAAUCAUCCAUAGGGUUUUUACAAAUCAGGCAGCUAGGCCAGCAUCAGAUGCAUCCGAUGGUAGCUAGCUUUAGCUGCUACAAUGAAAAUGAGAUUAUUCCAAUUGCGAACAACCUGCUAUGGAUAAGGGAAGUGACGAAAAGUUCGAAUCUUGAAUACAAUUAUACAGACUCCGGUCUUGGAGAAAAGUGCCUUAAAAACGAUAACACAACUGGAGUAUGUCUGCCGAUCGAAGCGUGCUCACAGGCUUUCAAGAAUAUUAAAAAUAUUCAGAUGAACCAUGCCGUCAAUCAGUGUGGUUUCGACAAAAAUGAUAUUCCAUUGAUCUGUUGCGCCACAGAAGAAAUGCUCAAAGGUCCCGAAACGGAAGCUCUAUUCAGAGACAUUGUUCAAGAAAUUGAAGAUUGCGAAAUGCUGUAUGAUGAAUUUAGGCGCACUCCGGAAGAGCACCAACUUCAUUCCCAGGUAGCCAUUAUAGAUAGCCAUGAUUCAAUCAAUUGCACGGCGACUCUAAUCACAGCGCGCUAUCUUCUCACUUCGGCCCAAUGCGUUCUUUCUCUUGAUAUGAAAACUGCAACCGUGUGGCUUGGGCUUAGCAACGAUAUCGACAAUGUGGCCCAGAAGAACGUAAUCCACUCAGCUUUUCCCCAUCCAAAAUUCAACGCAAAAACCAAUCACUACAACGUGGCCGUAAUCAAACUGAAAUAUCCGGUUCUAAUCCAAUCAUCAAGCGUUCCAGCUUGUCUGUGGCGCGAGAAGGCGAAGAUGCCAACUGACCUGAGUGCCGUGAAAUUUCACGAAGAAGUCCCUUCAAUGGUUUCAGCCAGCCCGAUGUACUACAGUGACUGCCGUCGAUUGUAUAAUCCUGAUUUGAUCCCAUCGGAGAUGUGUGUCGAUCAUCAAGCUCCGCUCUAUUGUGAUCCAAAGGAACAGGAAGAUCUGUGCAGGCAGCCUGGAAGUGGACUGUUCUCUAAUCUCUACUACGGAGACGAUAUGAAGCCUGUAACGUAUGUCGUUGGAAUAUACAACAGCGGAUUUCAGUGUGACAAAGGUGGGCCAGCUCUGUAUACUCGGGUGAGCGAGUAUUACGAAUGGAUUAAGAGUGUAGUUUAUUUGGAUUCUCAGAAGGCAGAAUAAAUGGGGAUUUUAAU